UCACAUUCCCUGAAUAUGAAAUGUUACCUUCAGGCAGACGUUAGCCGCUCUUCAAUAAAUCAGAGAAACCUUCAAACAAGCCUCUGGAUUAACAUCGUUUCUUUGUCCUCGUCCGUGCUGCAGGACGUUUCUGAGGACAUCCGCUCCAUGGACAGCUGUGAGUACAUCUGGGAGGCCGGGGUCGGCUUCGCUCAGUCUCCGCCUCUCAACUACGUCCAUGACAUCAACAGGACGGAGCUGCUGAAGCUGCUGCUCACGUGUUUCUCUGAGGCCAUGUACCUCCCUCCAUCCUCUGAGAGGAAAAACCUCAACCCGUGGGUGUCCUUCUUCUGCUCCACAGACAACAGACACGCCCUGCCUCUCUUCACCUCGCUGCUCAACGUGGUGUGUGCGUACGACCCCGUGGGCUACGGCUUCCCCUACAACCACCUGAUGUUCUCCGACCACCGCGAGCUGCUGGUGGAGCAGGCCGUCCAGAUCCUUGUGGUCGCCCUGGAGCACGAGGCCGGGUCGGCCGCCAGCUCCGCCCUCAAAGCCCUGGUGACCUCCGGGUCAUCCUCUGGGGUGGAGGACCUGGAGCCGGCCGGUCCUGAGAACCUCUUUGUGAACUACCUCUCCAGGAUCCACAGAGAAGAGGACCUCGGCUUCAUCCUGAAAGGUGUGGCACGGCUGCUCAACAACCCUCUGCUCCAGACCUACCUGCCCCGCUCCACCAAGAAGAUCCAGUUCCACCAGGAGCUGCUGAUCCUCUUCUGGAAGUUCUGUGACUUCAACAAGAAGUUCCUCUUCUUUGUGCUGAAGAGCAGCGACGUGCUGGACGUGCUGGUUCCCAUCCUCUUCAACCUGAACGAUGCCAGAGCAGAUCAGUCUCGUGUGGGCCUCAUGCACAUCGGCGUCUUCAUCCUGCUGCUGCUGAGCGGAGAGAGAAACUUCGGCGUCCGUCUCAACAAGCCGUACACUCUGAGGGUCCCCAUGGAUAUUCCUGUUUUUACAGGAACACACGCAGACCUGCUGGUUGUGAUCUUCCAUAAAAUCAUCACCAGUGGUCACCAGCGCCUGCAGCCUCUGUUUGAAUGUCUGCUCACCAUCACAGUGAACAUUUCUCCGUAUCUGAAGAGUCUGUCCAUGGUGGCAGCCAACAAGCUUCUCCACCUGCUGGAGGCGUUCACCACACCCUGGUUCCUCUUCUCCUCCCCUCAGAACCACCACCUGGUCUUCUUCCUGCUCGAGGUCUUCAACAACAUCAUCCAGUAUCAGUUUGACGGUAACUUCAACCUGGUGUACGCCAUCAUCCGCAAGAGGAACGUUUUCCACCAGCUGGCCAACCUGCCGACCGAUACGUCGUCCAUCCAGAAAGCUCUGCAGAGGAAGAAGAAGACGGGGAUCUCCAGGUCGAACUCUACAGAGGCCGAGUCCAUGGAGGGCUCCAGACCUGCUGUACCUGCCGAGCCGGGCACCUUUAAAACCAGCUUAGAGGCCACUCCAGUUCAAAAAGGAUUCCUUGUGCGUCUUCCAGGUAUCGAUAAGAUAACAGAGAAGUCUCAGGUGAGUGUGGACGGUACCAUGAUCGCCGUCCCUCAUUUAGAGGCUCCACAGACGACCGCUGACGGCCGAGCUGCAGCCGGAGCGAGCGACACCGAGUCCAACUCAGAAAGAGACCACGAGGCGUAUCACUCAGAGUCCGAGGCAGGGAGAAGUCGUCUGUCCAGCGUGUCGUCGUCAGCAGCCUGGAGCCCCAAUCCAGACUGGGUGAUGUCGUGGAAGUCGAAGCUCCCUCUUCAGACCAUCAUGAGGCUGUUACAAGUUCUGGUCCCUCAGGUGGAGAAGAUUUGCAUCGACAAGGGUUUGACAGACGAGUCAGAGAUCUUAAAGUUCCUCCAGCACGGCACGCUGGUCGGCCUCCUUCCCGUCCCUCAUCCCAUCCUCAUCAGGAAGUACCAGGCCAACGCCGGCACCGCCAUGUGGUUCAGAACGUACAUGUGGGGCGUCAUCUACUUACGCAACGUGGAUCCUCCCAUCUGGUACGACACGGACAUCAGGCUCUUUGAGAUCCAGAGGAUUUAGAGCAGCGGAUUGAAGAAGUCCCUCAUGAGUCUCUUUCCUGUUUUACCUUCAUGGAGGAACGUUUCACAGAAAUCGUCUUCUUCACAACAUGAAACACUCUGUCUCACACACAGCCUGUGUUUGGAAGGAGGACGGGACGUUUAUUUAUCAGCUGUGGAUUUCAUUUGCCAAAAAAAAAAGAAAGAAACAGAAGCGAACACAGACUGCAGCUGGACCCUUCUCCAAACCAUGAAGAACCUUAUAGACCCGGACUCUGUAGUCUGGUCCACAUGCUUUGGUCUUAAAAUAAAUAAUUUCUAACUAUGUAUCAUGAA
Labrus bergylta (ballan wrasse) is the source of this 2378-nucleotide messenger RNA. The record is from RefSeq and is a predicted model, not a curated record. Lineage: Eukaryota; Metazoa; Chordata; Actinopteri; Labriformes; Labridae.